AUGAAACUGAAGCUGAAAAGCUUCUUUCAUUUUUUGUGCUUAGAUAGAAUAUACUGCUUACUGUCUGUCAGGAAUGCCAGAGCUCUGACAGCUUACUUUAAUCUACUUGAUGUUCAUAUGAAGAAUGCUUUGAAUAAUCUGCAGUUCUACCACUUCCUUCACCAUGUAACUAAUCUGUCCUCAGCUCAGAUCAUGCUGGUCUUUGAUUUACUGGAUUGGGAUGGCAAAGGGGAGAUCGGCUUUGAUGAAUUCUACAUGUUGGUGUGCAUCAUAAUGGCACAUGAGAAUCAUCUUGAAAAACAGUUCAUGUAUCGUCACUCUCAUGCUGUUUUUGAGUUGCUGGACAUUGAUGGGGGCCAUACAGUUGCUCCAGCAGAGUUCCAGGCAACACGCUUCCUUUUCAAUAUUAGGAAGACAGAGCUGAGUCAGAUAUUCAAGGACUUUGACAUCUCUGGUGAUGAGCAAUUGAACUACAAGGAGUUCAAGAUGUUUACGAUCUUCUGCAUUGAUAGACAACAGAGGAAGGCAAAAGAGAAACUGAGGAGACAGCUGGCCAAAGCUGCAGCUGAAGCUGAAGAAGAAGAAGAGUAUGCUAAUUUUACCAAGCUUUCCCAGGGCAGCAAGAAGUUGUAA
Candoia aspera is the source of this 633-nucleotide messenger RNA. RefSeq names its product EF-hand calcium binding domain 9 (gene EFCAB9). The record is from RefSeq and is a predicted model, not a curated record. Gene Ontology annotation, molecular function: calcium ion binding; calcium ion sensor activity. Gene Ontology annotation, cellular component: cytoplasm; sperm principal piece. Bases 1 to 633 code for a protein of 210 amino acids. The transcript has 4 exons. Gene Ontology annotation, biological process: flagellated sperm motility. Lineage: Eukaryota; Metazoa; Chordata; Lepidosauria; Squamata; Candoiidae.